Diceros bicornis minor is the source of this 3216-nucleotide messenger RNA. RefSeq names its product centrosomal protein 70 (gene CEP70). The record is from RefSeq and is a predicted model, not a curated record. Gene Ontology annotation, cellular component: centrosome. Gene Ontology annotation, molecular function: gamma-tubulin binding. The transcript is spliced from 19 exons. Bases 639 to 2507 code for a protein of 622 amino acids. Gene Ontology annotation, biological process: regulation of microtubule cytoskeleton organization; cilium assembly. Lineage: Eukaryota; Metazoa; Chordata; Mammalia; Perissodactyla; Rhinocerotidae.
GGCGCCCCGGAGUUGGCCUCACCUGGCCCCUGCGAGUGAUCAGCCUGACCCUUAUCCGCGCCCCGGAGAGGAGCCGUCUGGGACGGGUCCGCGCCAAUUAAAAAUGCCAGAGGACUUUUAGGGACCUGACGAGCCUGGUUCGAGACCUGCCUCCCCGCCCUUUGUGAUUUUCGGCUCCUCCUUGGACGUCUCAGCGCCCCGGUGUCUUCAUUUGUAGGCCGCUGCUGGUGUUCUGGCCCGGCAUGGUGGGCGAGGGGGUUAAACGAGGCAGUAAGCGCACAGCUUGGAGUGACGCCUGCGCGGACUGGAUUCUGGAUGAGUCGUAGGGAAUUCCUCAUGCACGAGGGUUGGCCCGCUCCGCUUCCCAGUGUCAAGGUGUCCGAGAAGGUUGUCUGGCUAGUGAAGCCUCGGAAGAAAGGUGGGGGAUGAAGAUCCAGUUUUGGACGUGAGACUCACUGGGUGAUCAUUUCAUUGAGAUCAGCUUGAAUGACCAGGUGAAAAGUACAAGAGGAAUGUCCUAUGACUGAGGGAACUCAAAUUUUUUUUAUUGCCAAUCUACUUCUUUUGAUUCUACAAAGGAAACUAUAUCUUCAGCAGCCCCUAAAGCCCCGGAGUCCAGUAAAUCAUCAAACAGACUCAUGACUGAAAAACAGCAGGAAGAAGCAGAAUGGGAAAGCAUAAAUGUGCUUUUGGUGAUGCAUGGCUUAAAACCUUUAUCUCUAGUCAAAAGGACAGAUCUUACAGAUCUCAUCGUUUUUGACAAACAGUCAUCACAAAGGAUGAGACAGAAUUUGAAAACCUUGAUGGAAGAAACAACACGUCAACAGAACGUGAUCCGGGAGCUCAUAGAAACUAAUCAGCAGCUUAAAAGUGAACUUCAGCUAGAACAGAGCCGAGCAGCAGAUCAGGAACAACGAGCUAAUGACUUGGAACAAAUUAUGGAGAGUGUGAAAUCCAAAAUUGGUGAAUUGGAAGAUGAAUCCCUAAAUAGAGUUUGCCAGGAACAGAAUAAAAUAAAAGAUCUUCAAAUGGAGCAUAAAGCUUUACAGGCAAAAUGUCAGCAUUAUAAGAAGAUACGAAUGGAGCAACAAGAGACUAUUGCUUCUUUGCAAAAGGAUAUCUAUAGAUUAAGGAAGGAGGAAGAAGAGCGCAUUGUCACUCAAAACAGAGUGUUUGCUUAUCUCUGCAAAAGAGUUCCUCAUACCGUCUUGGAUAGACAGUUGCUUUGCCUAAUUGAUUACUAUGAAUCUAAAAUUAGAAAAUUUCAUGAACAAAGGCAAUAUAAAGAAGAUGAAAGUCAGUCAGAAGAAGAAAAAGACUACAGAAGUCUGGAUGCCCCACCAACUUGUAAAGGCCUUCUAAUGUCAUUACAGAAUCAACUCAAGGAAUCGAAAUCCAAGAUUGAUACACUUUUAAGUGAAAAGCUGAAUCUCCAAAAGGAUUUGGAAACCAGGCCCACUCAGCAUGAAUUAAGACUUUAUAAACAACAGGUGAAGAAACUGGAGAAAGCCCUUAAGAAAAACAUCAAGAGCUCCACUUCUGUCUUCAUAAUCUUGACAUCCUCAAGCCAGCAUUUCUGCUCUGUUGUCUGUGCAUUUUUAAUAUCCCCUGAGGCAACCUCCAAGACAUACUUGAGCUGUCUAGCUUAUCUCCUGAGAUUACAGAAUCUUAUUGGUCAAAGAAAGGCUGAGGACACAGAGAAAAAAGAUGCACCCAGCAAAGAUAGCCAGCAGCAGGCCCUAAUUGACCAGAGAUACUUUCAGGUGUUGAGUAGCAUCAAUUCAAUUGUUCAGAAUCCAAGAGCUCCAGUAAUAAUUUAUAAACAGAGCAAAGGAGGAGCCCAGCAUUUUAAUAAAGAGCUUGUUCAAGAUUGUGGAUUUGAGCAUCUUGUUCCUAUAAUAGAAAUGUGGGCAGAUCAACUGAUUUCCCUCAAGGAUUUAUAUAAGUCCUUGAAAAUCCUAUCUACAGAACUAGUGCCUUGGCAUAAUUUAAAGAAGCAGGAUGAAAAUGAAGGUAUCAGAGUUGAAGAUCUGUUGUUUAUAGUAGAUACCAUGUUGGAAGAAGUUGAAAAUAAGGAAAAGGACAGCAAUAUGCCAAACUUUCAAACUUUGCAAGCUAUUGUUUCUCACUUCCAAAAAUUAUUUGAUGUGCCUUCUUUAAAUGGAGUCUAUCCCCGAAUGCAUGAAGUUUAUACUAGGCUUGGAGAAAUGAACAAUGCUGUGAGAAACCUCCAAGAACUCUUAGAAUUAGAUAGUUCAUCCUCAUUGUGUGUGCUAGUGAGCACAGUAGGAAAACUGUGUAGGCUGCUUAAUGAGGAUGUGAAUGAACAGAUUAUGCAGGUAUUGGGACCUGAAGACCUCCAGAGCAUUAUCAACAAAUUGGAAGAACAUGAGGAAUUUUUCCCAGCAUUUCAGGCAUUUACUAAUGAUCUACUUGAAAUCUUAGAAAUUGAUGACUUGGAUGCCAUUGUACCUGCAGUAAAGAAAUUAAAAGUACUUUCUUACUGAAAACAAAUCAAAUCAUUUUUACUGUGUAAAUUGCAUUCUUAACAUUCUAAGUAUUUUGUAGGAUUGAUCUUACUUUGAGACAAGGGUUAUAAAAAUGUAUUUACUCUCAGAAUUCAUCCCUUUCUUAGAAUUGGGUCCUUCUCCAUUCAUAUAAUUUUUAUUAACUUUGAGAUUCCUAUAUAGAAAACAGUUGCUAAGUUAAAGUAUAAAGUUAACUUUAGAUCCUUUAAUCAUUUCUUAAGCAAUUCUUGAGUGCCUAAAAUUUAACAUUGUUUUAAAGUAUAGCGUGUGAGUAAAAGAGAAUCUCAGGGAGAGAGAUUGCAAGUAACAGAAAGGUUAUAUUUAAGUUCAGGGUUUAGUGACCUUUUUGGUUCUGGGAACAAGGAAUGCCAAUGGCUCUCUUAAGUCCAGCCAAUAGGAAGCUAUUGCUUUCUUGGCAAGGAAACGGCACCUUCUACUAUAUCCCUCCUGGCACUUGCCCUUUCAAAGCAGGAGGAAGAAAAGGAAGAAGAUAAAAGUGUUUUAUCAUUGUUUAGGGUAGGAAAUGAAUUAUGAGGUAAAGUAGAUGAGUAGAUAGAUAGUAGAUAGUCUCUCUUUUAUAAAAAAGUGUCUUUUUUGCAAUCUUGAUGUAAUGUACUUUUUAUAAGGGCAUGAGAUCUUAAAUAAAAUUUUUGUAAAGAAUUUCCAAACUUAAGUGUCCUCAGUGACU